Molecule: messenger RNA, 3164 nt
Organism: Panicum hallii
Lineage: Eukaryota; Viridiplantae; Streptophyta; Magnoliopsida; Poales; Poaceae
Product: nuclear poly(A) polymerase 4-like
Exons: 12
Coding region: 504-2603 (699 amino acids)
Cellular component (GO): nucleus
Molecular function (GO): RNA binding; poly(A) RNA polymerase activity
Source: RefSeq, a predicted model, not a curated record
CCGCCGCCCGCGCCUAGGGUUCCGCCGCCCCGGCGGUCCGCCCCGCCGCCUCCCCUGCCCACCGGCCGCCGCGGGCGGCGGAUCGCCGGAUCCGCCCCGAUCCGGACUGGAUGGUCCGCCCCGGCCGCGCCGCUCCGAUCUGAUCCGGGCGGCGGCGAUCCGCGGGGGGUUUCGGAUUCGGGCGGUGGAGUUUCCGGGCGGCGAGGGGGUUGGGCUGGGCUGCGUUCCGGAUUCGUGCGCCAGGCGGUUACCUCCGCGCAAUCCUACUCGGAGUCGCCGCCGCGCUCGCGCCGGGUAUAUGUAAGGGGUCGGGCGCUCCAGGUUGAGCCCCCCGGGAAGAGAUCGCGCCGCGCCCGAUCUCCGCGGGGAAGUUGCGAUUUUGCGGCGGCGCGCCCGUGGGUUGACGGCGGGUUUCCCGGCGGCCGAUCCGCGCCGGUUACUUUCCUGGCCCUCUGUUGCCGCGUCGCCUGAGGAGGGUUUUGUGCGCUCGUGCGGUUGGUCCCAUGGCGGGCGGCGCUGAUGCCCCGAAGCAGUACGGGAUAACCAAGCCGUUAUCGCUGCUUGGGCCGGUGGAGGCGGAUCUCCAGAGGACGGCGGAGUUGGAGAAGCAGUUCUUGGUUGAGGCGGGCCUAUAUGAGAGCGCCGAGGAGUCUGCUAAGCGGGAGGAGGUGCUGGGGAAGCUUGACCAGAUUGUAAAAGACUGGGUGAAGCAAUUGACUAGUCAGAGAGGAUAUACUGAUCAAAUGGUUGAAGAGGCGAAUGCCGUACUUUUCACCUUUGGCUCCUAUCGUCUAGGGGUUCAUGGACCUGGGGCUGAUAUUGAUACUCUUUGUGUAGGACCUUCAUAUGUGAAUCGUGAGGAAGAUUUUUUUAUCGUGCUGCAUGAGAUUUUAGCGCAAACAGAGGAUGUGACCGAGCUGCAACCUGUGCCUGAUGCACAUGUCCCUGUUAUGAAAUUUAAGUUCCAUGGAAUAUCAAUUGACCUUCUUUAUGCCAGUGUCUCCCUCUUAGUAGUACCAGCUGACUUGGAUAUCUCUCAAGGAUCAGUACUUUAUGAUGUUGAUGAAGCAACUGUCCGCAGUCUUAAUGGGUGCAGAGUAGCAGACCAAAUUCUUAGACUUGUUCCAAAUAUUGAGAAUUUCUGCACAACAUUAAGAUGUUUAAAGUAUUGGGCAAAAAGAAGAGGUGUAUACUCCAAUGUUACUGGUUUUCUUGGUGGUGUCAACUGGGCUUUACUGGUUGCACGUGUCUGCCAGCUCUAUCCUAAUGCUGUGCCAAGUAUGUUGGUCUCACGAUUCUUUAGGGUUUUUACCCAGUGGCGGUGGCCAAAUCCUGUUAUGCUUUGUUCCAUUGAAGAGGAUGAACUUGGUUUCCCUGUUUGGGAUCCACGCAAAAAUCCUCGAGAUAAAUGUCAUCAUAUGCCCAUUAUAACCCCUGCAUACCCGUGCAUGAACUCGAGCUAUAAUGUUUCUACAAGCACACUGAGGGUUAUGAUAGAGCAAUUUCAGUUUGGUAAUAAAAUUUGCCAGGAAAUUGAAAUGAAUAAGGCCAGCUGGUCUGCUCUUUUCGAGCCUUUCCAAUUUUUUGAAGCAUACAAGAAUUAUCUACAGGUUGACAUCAUUGCUGAGGAUGAUGAAGACCUUAGACUUUGGAAGGGAUGGGUGGAAUCUCGACUGCGGCAACUAACUUUAAAGAUUGAACGUGAUACAUAUGGAAUGCUGCAGUGUCAUCCUUACCCACAUGAGUAUGCAGAUCCCUCUAGACAGUGUGCUCAUUGUGCUUUCUUCAUGGGCUUAUCAAGGAAAGAAGGUGUGAAAAUACAGGAAGGUCAACAGUUUGAUAUUCGUGGAACGGUCGAUGAGUUUAGGCAUGAAAUCAACUUGUAUAUGUUUUGGAAGCCUGGGAUGGAGUUGGCUGUUUCUCAUGUUCGGAGGAAGCAGAUCCCAGCUUAUGUAUUUCCAGAGGGUUAUAAGAGACCACGCCCUUCGAGACAUGUCAACCAUCAGCAGCAGUCAAAUAAAAACGACCCUGAAGAUGGCACAGCGACCAGAUCUCCAGACAGUCAGCUGAAGAGAAAGCAUGAUUCUGCUGGAACUGAUGAUGCUGAACCUGGCAGAUCUGCCAAGAGGUCAUCAGUCAGCCCUGUUCAUCCAAAAACUUCAUCGCCUCAAUCUGGGAAUGUUGGCGAUGAAACUGCAUGUAACAACCAAAUAAAAAGGGCUUCUAGUGAUGCGAGUGGUGGUAGCCAGGCUUCACCACAGGUAUCUGAGAGAAGCCCAGAUCCUGUUGCGUCUGGGCCGAGGUGUGCGACAAUGGGAGCAUUGUGUUCUGAUGAUGCAACUAGUAAGCAUGGUAUUCCUCUUGUCGAGAACUGCACCACCCCAACUGUAGCAGUAUGCACAACUUUAAAGCGGGUAGCUGAGAAAGUUGUAUCAGAGCUAGUUGGAAGUGAAAGGUUGGGAAGCACCAACAGUGCUGAGUUACUGGAGAGUAUGGAAAAAGAUGUCCUCGCUGAAAAUGUGCAUUUUGGUGGGAAUGGAGUCGCACAGGGUGGCCUUCCUGAAGAGUUAGAGCCAAACCAUAGGAUUGAAGUGGUUUCUUAAGCUGAUGCAGGUAUGAACUCAGGAUGCGUCGCGGAAGUCAUUACUGAGGGUUAGUGUGGCAUCAACUGCAUGAGAUUUGGAAAAAAAAAAGAUGUAGAGAUGGACAGUUUCUGCCCCCUGCUGGAGUGAAUGGUAAGUUGCUCAACUCACAAGUUUCCUUCUGGACACAGAUCUGCAAGCAUGGGGGUUUCCCAAGUGGAGAUGUGGAUGUUAAUGUCGAGCAUCGACAUGGCAAAAGAACAAAAAUCUCUUCGUGGACGGGCACAAGAUGCUAGCUUGUACGGUAGAUCUGCAUGGACCUUCAGUCUUCAGUUUUUACUUGUUGAGCAUCUGGCUCUUGUGUAUGAACUGAGCUGUAGCAGGCUUCUCUGAGUUGACUUGUUUGAUUCUCGGAGAUACACGUUGCCCACCAUGCUUUAGGUCUAGAAUAGAACUAGAUGUGAUGCUGUGUUCCUUAAGGCCCUUUGUACCUUUCCUCCCCCUUGUAAUAUAAGAUUUUGACUGACUCUUAUGUGUUGAUGGUGCCAUCCUAGUUCUUGCAAUGAUUCUGAUGAUGUAUGA